Ananas comosus (pineapple) is the source of this 480-nucleotide messenger RNA. RefSeq names its product non-specific lipid transfer protein GPI-anchored 1-like. The coding region runs from base 1 to 480 and encodes 159 amino acids. Lineage: Eukaryota; Viridiplantae; Streptophyta; Magnoliopsida; Poales; Bromeliaceae. The transcript has a single exon. The record is from RefSeq and is a predicted model, not a curated record.
AUGACACAUCUGUCUAUGAAGCUAAAAGCCAUGUGGGGUCUCCUCCUCAUGCUGUGUUUACUAAGGGUGGCCUUGUGUGACGAUACAUCCAUUGAAAAUAGAUGCGGAAAUGAGAUCACAAAGUUGACCAAUUGCUUAGACUUCGCGACUGGGAAGACCAGCGAGCCGGCAGGAUCGUGCUGCGGUUCGGUGUCGGACAUCCGGCAGCGAGAUGCGGUCUGCCUCUGCUUCAUCGUCCAGCAGACGCACGACGGAUCGCCGGGAUUUAAGAGCCUUGGAUUGCAGUUCCCGCGGAUGCUUGCGCUCCCGGGGGAUUGCAAGAUUGCUAACUCCAGCAUCACUGAAUGCCCAAGUAAGAAUUCCACAACUAAUAGCCCCGCAAGCAGAAGCUUUAAUUUGAAGCUUUUGCUUCUGCUGCCGCAAACAACACUUCAUAAUAUGUCGUCGUUAACGCGGCUGUUGUGCAAUGAUCUAGAAUGA